CGAUAUUCCUCAAUUGCAAUCAGUUUCCCAUUCCUCCGCUCUCGACCGGGGAGGUCUGAGGCUGCAGAUCAAACCCCGAACCACGGGCCCUUAGUCAGCGUCCGAUAUCGGGUAGCUCCGGCGCUGCUUUCCCGCACAACCGGUCGCACAUGACGCGAGCUCCGCCGAUGGUGGUGCACGGCGCCGAGCACUACCCGUCGGUGCGACAUCCCUGCGGUGAAGUAGCAUCGUUGGCUAACGUUAGCUAACAACAUCGAUCUCCCUGCUUCUCCACCCCUUCCUCCUGUUUGACCCCCGCUACAGAUCUGUCAUAGUAGUACUAAUUUAAUAACUAAACAACUGGACUGCUGAGGGUUAACGCCCUCGGCGACCUACAAUUAACGAGCGCUGGAAGCCCUCGCUUUUGCUCCUAUAACGUUUGCGAGUAUAGAGUUGAUUUGGAGAUUUAGGCGUUAUAUUUAGAUGGGCGACCAUUGAUUUGUCUCUGUGGUAUUCAUGGGUCCACUCUUGCUCUACCUCAACACCCCGCUGCCUCUUAGUUGUGUGUAACCUCAACCGCCCCAUCAACCAAAUUUUGCCCCCUGCCCUUCAAAUCUCAUCGACAAGUUGCUUCACUGUUCUGACAGUCCGAUGAAGGUGCAGGACUUGAGGGCAUCUGUUAAUUCCAGUUCGACAUCUCCAGUUUUCUCUCAGUUGUUCCUCUUUUCUUAACAAUCUAGCUUCAGAGGGAAAGCAACAGGCUGGCCUAUGUGCACCUAAACAAACUAAGUUACAAGCCCCCUAAAAAUCUGUGGCCACUACCCCAGCAGAUCCACACAGCACCCGAGCCUCGGGUCUCGCCAUGCCGGGUCCAGUGGCCGGAAGCAAAUCCCGUGUGUACGCAGAUGUCAACACGCUGAAGAGCCGGGAGUACUGGGACUACGAGGCCCAUGUACCCAACUGGAACAACCAGGAGGACUACCAGCUGGUCCGUAAACUGGGCAGAGGAAAGUACAGUGAAGUCUUUGAAGCAAUUAACAUCACCAACAAUGAGAAAGUGGUUGUCAAGAUCCUAAAGCCAGUCAAGAAGAAGAAGAUCAAGCGAGAGAUCAAGAUCCUGGAAAACCUCAGGGGCGGUACCAACAUCAUUCGACUGGUGGACACAGUCAAAGACCCAGUGUCCAGAACUCCUGCGCUUGUCUUUGAAUGCAUCAAUAACACAGACUUUAAGGAAUUAUACCAGAAGUUGACAGAUUAUGAUAUCCGUUUUUAUAUGUAUGAACUACUGAAGGCUCUGGACUACUGUCACAGUAUGGGAAUCAUGCACCGUGAUGUUAAACCCCAUAACGUUAUGAUUGACCACCAGUUGAGAAAGCUGCGCCUUAUAGACUGGGGUUUGGCAGAGUUUUACCAUCCAUCCCAAGAGUACAACGUCAGAGUGGCUUCACGAUACUUCAAAGGCCCUGAACUCCUGGUGGACUACCAGAUGUAUGAUUACAGUCUAGAUAUGUGGAGCUUGGGCUGUAUGCUGGCCAGUAUGAUUUUUCAGAAAGAGCCCUUCUUCCAUGGUCAAGACAACUAUGACCAGUUGGUGCGAAUUGCCAAAGUCCUCGGGACAGAUGAGUUGUUCGGCUACCUGCGUAAAUACCACAUUGAACUUGACCCACGCUUCAAAGACCUGUUGGGACAGCAGAGCAGGAAACACUGGGAACAGUUUGUGCAGACAGAGAACCAGCACCUGGUGAGUCCUGAAGCCCUGGACCUUCUGGACAAGUUGCUACGCUAUGACCAUCAACAGAGACUGACAGCCACAGAGGCCAUGGAGCACCCCUACUUUUACCCAGUUAUAAAGGAACAGUCUCUGUCAAACUCAGACAGCAAUAUGGUUUCGAGUGGCAACACUACAACACGAUGAGGCUCAGGAGUUGAAAAAGGAGAAUGUUUGUUACCUCAGCUUUGUACCCAGUUGUGACAGCUACUAUAAGUGUACAGUGACAAUGGAACAAAGUAACUCUGACCAGUUACUCACUCAAAGAUAAGUGAAUAGGAAUACACACAUCAAGACAAACUCACAGAUCAAUGCAAGCACACCCUUUCUACAAAUACACUUGCAGACAAGUAUACGUAUACCCUGUGUAUCAGUUUGCAGGUGCCUUGCCCUGUUUUCAUGUCAAUUGCCCUUAAUAAUGAGCUUGAUGCUGCUUCCUUAUCUUUCCCUGAAACAAAUGGUCCCUCUCUCCCAGACCAAUCUCAAGCAAGUUGUCAAGAACAUACUACUUUUAUAAACAAUUUAGUCUUAGCUCUCUGUCAUCCCUCCUCCUUCCCCUUUUAUUUGCAUAAGCAUGGAGAAUGAACAGGAGUGUGAGUUUGUAAACAUCUCUUUCCUCUUCCCUGCAACCAUGCCUUACCAGUUAAUUCAUGGGUAUGUCUGUCCCCCAAUCCAUUCUACCCCAGCAAACAGACAGACAAUCUUAGCAUUACUCCAGUUCUGAAAAAGGCAUGGUGGACUUUAAAUAUAAGGAUGAUGACAAUAGUGAUAUUAAUGAAAAAUAAACGAUUUUUAUUUAGAUGAA
Messenger RNA from Cheilinus undulatus (humphead wrasse), 2552 nucleotides. RefSeq names its product casein kinase 2, alpha prime polypeptide b (gene csnk2a2b). The coding region runs from base 842 to 1894 and encodes 350 amino acids. Gene Ontology annotation, molecular function: ATP binding; protein serine/threonine kinase activity. The record is from RefSeq and is a predicted model, not a curated record. NCBI's taxonomy places the organism in Eukaryota, Metazoa, Chordata, Actinopteri, Labriformes, Labridae. Gene Ontology annotation, biological process: protein phosphorylation; regulation of chromosome separation. The transcript is spliced from 12 exons. Gene Ontology annotation, cellular component: protein kinase CK2 complex; cytosol; nucleus.